Molecule: messenger RNA, 1252 nt
Organism: Hibiscus syriacus
Lineage: Eukaryota; Viridiplantae; Streptophyta; Magnoliopsida; Malvales; Malvaceae
Product: coiled-coil domain-containing protein 25-like
Exons: 6
Coding region: 98-745 (215 amino acids)
Source: RefSeq, a predicted model, not a curated record
UUCAAUUACCUUUUAAAGGUGAAAAAUCCCUAAUUUUGUCUCUGUCUUAGCCUACCAGGAGAGGAAAGGGAAAAAGAAGAAACGUUGAAGAACAAAAAUGGUGUUUUACUUCAAAGCCCGACCAGAGGUUGGCGAUUACACCAUUUUCAUGGGUCUCGACAAGUACGAGAACGAGGAACUCAUUAAAUACGGCUUACCCGAAGAUAUUUGGUUCCAUGUGGAUAAAAUGUCUUCUGCUCAUGUUUAUGUAAGACUUCAAAAAGGCCAGACCGUCGAUGAUAUCAGCGAAGGUUUGAUUGAAGAUUGUGCUCAGCUUGUUAAAGCUAAUUCCAUCCAAGGCAACAAAGUGAAUAACGUUGAUGUCGUUUAUACUCCAUGGUCAAAUUUGAAGAAAACUCCUUCUAUGGAUGUUGGCCAAGUCGGCUUUCACAAUUCCAAGAUGGUCCGGACUGUGAGAGUGGAGAAGCGGAUAAAUGAGAUAGUUAACAGGUUGAAUAAGACAAAAGUGGAAAGGAAACCUGAUUUGAAAGCUGAGAGAGAAGCCGUUAAUUCCGCAGAAAGAGCAGAGAGAAAGCAACAGUUAAGGGAAAAAAAACGACGUGAGGAACUGCAAAGGCUUGAAAAGGACAGACAAUCAGAGAUACUAAGCUACAAGGGUCUCAUGGUCUCGGAAAAGAUGACGUCAAACAAACAAAUUGCAUCAACAAGCAAGUCUUUGCAGGAACUUGAAGAGGAUUUUAUGUAAACAUAUUGGUAUUUGAAUGCCAAUUAUGAUGCCGAAUACCUACUGCUCGUGAAAAAAUGGCAUUUUGUUGUCACUUCUUUUUUUUUAUUUAUCAUUAUUGCGGGCUUGAAGUUUUUGCCUCAGGAAUAAGUUACCUCGGACCUGACUAUUUGAUAGGAAAAAGAGAAAGAUAAAACAUGAAUUGGACUGAAGUUCCAGUAAAAUGAAGACUAGGUUGAAGGUGGGACUGAGGGGAAUGAGAUUUCUGUUGUAGCUGGCAGUAUUAUUUCUACUGAACAUGAUUCAUGAUUCUAUUGCUGUGGUUUAAUGUAAUUUAUUCUGAUUGCAAAUUUGCAAGUCUUCAUGCCAUAUCACUAUGGUUUUGCUUAUGUUAUGCCAUCAAGGGUUAGAAAUUAUCAAAUUACUCGUUAACAAUUUUAUAUGAUUGUACUACUGAAUUUAUGACUUACUUUUUGAAUGUCGAGAAGGUGCCCCCGAGUAUCAGCUCACUUCCACCGCCUCCCAGGG